CAUGUGGAUGAACCGGCGUAUGUCAACCGGAUGGGAUAUCAUUCCAUAAACACUCAGAUCAUGUUUGAUGCCAAUUGUCUUAUUAGAGACAUUGUACCGCGAUGGCCUGGUGCUGUCCAUGAUGCCAGAAUACUCAGGCAAAGCGGCUUACAUCAAAUCAUGGAGCAGAACAUUGUCCAUGACCAACACCAAUAUCUCAUGGGAGAUUCAGGUUAUCCGUGCAAGAGAUGGCUUCUGACUCCAUUCAUGAAUCCGGCUGAUGAGCACCAGCUGAUUUACAACAGGGCACACAAACGUACGAGAUCUGUGGUUGAGCGCUCCAUAGGGAUUUUGAAAAGGAGAUGGGUGAUUCUGCACAAUGAAAUUAGAUUGCAUCCAUUAAAGUCAUGCAAGGUGAUUUUGUCAUGUGCUGUAUUGCACAACAUAUGCAACAUGCGAAAUCUGCCAAUGGAUCCUUUGGACAUAGAUGCCUUACCAGAUCAUCCUGAAAAUUACCAUGGAAAUGAAGAUGGCCUUCGUUACAGGAAUGUAGUAGCAAAUACAUUUUUUUAGAUCAUAGGUGUCGUGAUCUGAGAAAACUAGGCAUAAUGCAUGUGCGUAAAGUGU
Molecule: messenger RNA, 606 nt
Organism: Dreissena polymorpha
Lineage: Eukaryota; Metazoa; Mollusca; Bivalvia; Myida; Dreissenidae
Product: putative nuclease HARBI1
Exons: 4
Coding region: 31-552 (173 amino acids)
Source: RefSeq, a predicted model, not a curated record